AUGACGGCUCACUUUACUGCAGUCAGCUGCUGCCGGACUCGGUGUCAGUGUGACGAGCUCCCGUGCCCGCUGCUCAGCUGCUUGUCUGCGGAGCUGAGGAGGGUCUAUCCGAAGCUGAGGGACUCAGUUGGAACGGGCAAUGUGUUGCUGGUGGGCGAGCUGAGAACUUUAUUAUCAGACAUGUUCUCUCCUCUCACCGUGCUGAUGUCAGAGGUGCUGGAUCCAAGUGUCCUCAACAAAGUCAUUCAAUUCCUUGUAUCAGAACUGCAAGCAGCUCACAUGAUCAAGCGUCAGGAAUCACAUCCUGAGGAGAAGACAACAGGAGACGAGUCUGAAAAAGAGCAGCGAGUUGUAGAUCACAGCCAUGAAGACGAAGAUGAAGAAGAAGAAGAUUAUUCUGACAAAGAGAGGAGGCAGGCUGAGAUGCAGGCGGAGUGGAUAUUAGUGUUGCAUGCACUUAACAUGGACGCCUCUUCCCGAUUUGAGGAUGUGUUGAGUGAAGUGGAGUCCAGGCUCGCUCGUCUUCCAUGUGGAGCCAUGAUGGAUCCUCUGCUUAACGCCAACCUCCGCUCAGAGCAGUGGGUUCGAGUUAAAACGAUCGGUCAAGUCCUGUCAAAGGAUUAUCAGAGUCGCUGGCAGAUGAUGACCAAACGCUUUCAGGUCACACUUGAGUCCUUUCCACAAUGUCCAUCCAAACUGAAAUAUUGA
Messenger RNA from Pleuronectes platessa (European plaice), 708 nucleotides. RefSeq lists its product as uncharacterized. The transcript is spliced from 6 exons. Gene Ontology annotation, cellular component: tRNA-splicing ligase complex. The record is from RefSeq and is a predicted model, not a curated record. Bases 1 to 708 code for a protein of 235 amino acids. NCBI's taxonomy places the organism in Eukaryota, Metazoa, Chordata, Actinopteri, Pleuronectiformes, Pleuronectidae.